Molecule: messenger RNA, 7626 nt
Organism: Canis lupus familiaris (dog)
Lineage: Eukaryota; Metazoa; Chordata; Mammalia; Carnivora; Canidae
Gene: ATP11A
Product: ATPase phospholipid transporting 11A
Exons: 31
Coding region: 74-3517 (1147 amino acids)
Biological process (GO): phospholipid translocation
Cellular component (GO): recycling endosome; endoplasmic reticulum; plasma membrane
Molecular function (GO): magnesium ion binding; ATPase-coupled intramembrane lipid carrier activity; ATP hydrolysis activity
Source: RefSeq, a predicted model, not a curated record
GGGUCGGGGGAUGGGCGCGCGGAGCCGGGCGCGGGGGCGCUGAGCGCGGGCGGCGGGCGCGGCGGGAGGAGCCAUGGACUGCAGCCGGGUGCGGACGCUCGUGCGCAGAUACUGUGCUGGAGAAGAGAACUGGGUGGACAGUCGGACCAUCUACGUGGGGCACAAGGAGCCCCCGCCUGGUGCUGAGGCCUACAUCCUGCAGAGGCACCCCGACAACAGAAUAGUCUCUUCCAAGUACACGUUUUGGAACUUCAUACCCAAGAACUUGUUUGAACAAUUCAGAAGAAUAGCCAACUUUUAUUUUCUUAUCAUAUUUCUGGUGCAGUUGAUUAUCGACACCCCCACGAGUCCAGUAACCAGCGGGCUCCCACUGUUCUUUGUCAUCACCGUCACCGCCAUCAAACAGGGCUAUGAGGACUGGCUUCGCCACAAGGCAGACAAUGCCAUGAACCAGUGCCCUGUGCAUUUCAUCCAGCAUGGAAAGCUAGUCCGGAAGCAGAGCCGAAAGCUGAGGGUUGGAGACAUCGUCAUGGUCAAGGAGGACGAGACCUUCCCCUGUGACCUGAUUUUCCUCUCCAGCAGCCGCGGAGAUGGGACCUGCCAUGUGACAACCGCCAGCUUAGACGGAGAAUCCAGUCAUAAAACUCACUACGCCGUUCAAGAUACUAAGGGGUUUCAUACGGAAGAGGAUAUAGAUGGCUUGCACGCCACGAUUGAGUGUGAGCAGCCCCAGCCUGACCUGUAUAAGUUCGUCGGCCGCAUCAACGUCUACAAUGACCGGAAUGACCCCGUGGUGAGGCCGCUGGGGUCAGAGAACUUGCUUCUCAGAGGAGCCACGCUGAAGAACACCGAGAAGAUCUUCGGUGUUGCUAUUUACACAGGCAUGGAAACCAAGAUGGCAUUAAAUUAUCAAUCAAAAUCCCAGAAACGAUCUGCUGUAGAAAAAUCCAUGAACGUGUUCCUCAUUGUGUACCUCUGCAUUCUGAUUAGUAAAGCGCUGAUAAACACUGUCCUGAAGUACGUAUGGCAGAGCGAACCAUUCCGAGAUGAGCCAUGGUAUAAUCAGAAAACCGAGUCAGAAAGACAGAGGAACCUGUUCCUCAGGGCUUUCACAGACUUCCUGGCCUUCAUGGUCCUCUUCAACUACAUCAUCCCCGUGUCCAUGUACGUCACGGUGGAGAUGCAGAAGUUCCUGGGCUCGUAUUUUAUCACCUGGGAUGAAGAAAUGUUUGACGAGGACACGGGGGAAGGACCUCUGGUCAACACAUCAGAUUUAAAUGAAGAAUUAGGACAGGUGGAGUACAUCUUCACAGACAAAACUGGCACACUCACGGAGAACAACAUGGAGUUCAAGGAGUGCUGCAUCGAGGGCCAUGUGUAUGUGCCGCACGCCAUUUGCAAUGGGCAGGUGCUCCCCGGCGCCUCUGGCAUCGACAUGAUUGACUCCUCCCCAGGCACCAGUGCCAGGGAGCGGGAAGAGCUGUUUUUCCGGGCCCUGUGUCUGUGCCACACCAUCCAGGUGAAGGACGACGAUGACGUGGAUGGACCCAGGAAGUCUCCUGACUCAGGGAAGUCGUGUACUUACAUCUCGUCCUCUCCUGACGAGGUGGCCCUCGUCGAAGGUAUCCAGAGACUUGGCUUCACGUAUCUGAGACUGAAAGACAACUACAUGGAGAUCCUAAAUAGAGAGAACGACGUGGAAAGGUUUGAAUUGCUGGAAAUUUUGAGUUUUGACUCAGUAAGAAGGAGAAUGAGUGUGAUUGUAAAAUCUGCUACAGGAGAAAUCUAUCUGUUCUGCAAAGGAGCAGAUUCUUCGAUAUUUCCCCGAGUGAUAGAAGGCAAAGUGGACCAGAUCCGGGCCAGAGUGGAGCGCAACGCGGUGGAGGGGCUUCGAACCUUGUGUGUUGCCUACAAAAGGCUCAAUCCGGAAGAAUAUGAAGGCAUUUGUACGCUGCUGCAGGCUGCCAAAGUGGCACUUCAGGAUCGAGAAAAGAAGCUAGCAGAGGCCUAUGAACAAAUAGAGAAAGACCUUGUUCUGCUGGGUGCCACGGCUGUCGAGGACAGGCUCCAGGAGAAAGCUGCUGACACCAUAGAAGCUCUGCAGAAGGCCGGGAUCAAGGUCUGGGUUCUCACUGGGGACAAGAUGGAGACAGCAGCUGCCACCUGCUAUGCCUGCAAGCUGUUUAGGAGGAACACACAGCUGCUUGAACUCACCACGAAGAAAAUUGAGGAGCAGAGUCUACACGACGUCCUGUUUGAGCUGAGCAAGACUGUCUUGCGCCAUAGCGGGAGCUUGACAAGGGACAACUUCUCAGGACUGUCUGCAGACAUGCAAGACUAUGGCUUGAUCAUUGAUGGAGCUGCGCUGUCUCUGAUCAUGAAGCCCCGAGAGGACGGAAGCUGUGGCAACUACCGAGAGCUGUUCCUGGAGAUCUGCCGAAACUGCAGCGCUGUGCUCUGCUGCCGCAUGGCACCCCUGCAGAAGGCUCAGAUUGUUAAAUUAAUCAAACUUUCAAAGGAGCACCCCAUCACGUUAGCCAUUGGUGAUGGCGCCAACGACGUCAGCAUGAUCCUGGAGGCGCACGUUGGCAUUGGUGUCAUCGGGAAGGAGGGUCGUCAGGCUGCAAGGAACAGCGACUAUGCAGUCCCAAAAUUUAAGCACCUGAAGAAGAUGCUGCUUGUUCACGGACAUUUCUAUUACAUCCGGAUAUCUGAGCUCGUGCAGUACUUCUUCUAUAAGAAUGUCUGCUUCAUUUUCCCUCAGUUUUUAUACCAGUUCUUCUGUGGAUUUUCACAACAGACUUUGUACGACACUGCCUACCUGACACUGUACAACAUCAGCUUUACUUCCCUCCCGAUCCUCUUGUACAGCCUGAUGGAACAGCAUGUCAGCAUAGACACGCUCAGGAGAGACCCUUCCCUCUACAGAGAUAUUGCUAAGAACGCUCUACUCCGCUGGCGUGUGUUCAUUUACUGGACAUUCUUAGGAGUAUUUGAUGCUCUGGUAUUCUUCUUUGGUGCUUAUUUCAUGUUUGAAAACACGACGGUGACCAGCAAUGGACAGAUAAUGACCACCAACACACACAUGAUCUUUGGAAACUGGACGUUUGGGACGCUGGUGUUCACCGUGAUGGUAUUUACAGUGACACUGAAGCUGGCGCUCGACACGCACUACUGGACGUGGAUAAACCACUUUGUCAUCUGGGGGUCGCUGCUGUUCUACAUCGUCUUCUCCCUCCUCUGGGGAGGGAUUAUCUGGCCAUUCCUCAAUUAUCAAAGGAUGUACUAUGUGUUCAUCCAGAUGUUGUCCAGCGGCCCAGCCUGGCUGGUCAUCAUCCUCCUCAUCACUGUCAGCCUCCUUCCUGACGUUCUCAAGAAAGUCCUGUGUAGGCAGCUGUGGCCCAGCGCCACAGAGAGAGUCCAGCAGAGCACGAAACUCAAAGCAUCGGUCGCUGCUGCGCCGAGCAUGGACGGGCCACUUCUGAAGGACCUCUUGCCGCGGCCGAGGCGCCAUUAGCCAAGGAUAGAGCACAUGCACGUGCGGCCACGACCACCUCCCAGAACUCACCCUCCUGGCCUGUCCACAGAGCCCCAGCCCCUGGGCCAUGUUCCAGGCCCGCACACAAAACAGGUGACGCUGACGUGGCCUCCCUCAAGGGUCUCCCUGCACAGCUAUCACCUCCCAGUCCUGCGCCCCACGGGCACUGCUGGCGGACGGGCCGCCAGUCCAAGCCUCUGAGAGCCGCGCACGUGUACUUCUCCACACCCCCCGGGGAGGCACAAGAACAACCGGACUUGUCUGGAGCACACGGCUGGCGCGCCGCCUCUCCUGGGUCUGGGGGCCCCACACGGCCUCCCUCGGGCUUCAGUUGGGCUGCAAGGAAGGGCGCACACAGCCCAGGGCAUCCCGGGCCAAGGCCUCUAGUCUCAGGUGCCACCAGAGGAGGACACCGUGUGGUGGUGACCAUCACCCUGAGCAGGGCUGGCCGCACCGCCAUCAAUCCUGAGCACAGCGGUCCAGUCCUCACUGUGGGACGUGCUGGCCGGGCCUCUGUGCUGCUUCGUCUGCAGCACUCCGGUCCUCGUGCUCCUGGAGCUGGCCAGACUGGAACCUGGCGUCACCUGUUCCCACAGCCCGUCCACGUCCUGGACUGUCCUGCUUCUGUCCCACCUGCCACCUAGCGAAGCUGCUUGUCGGGAUCUGUCUGAGGGGGAGUUUGCCUCUCCAAGGGAGCUAGCGUCCCCUGUGCGGAUCUCUGAGUGUUUCCCGUGCCCUGGCCUGUGGAGGAGAAAGUACUGUGCGUGAACGAUUGGCAGCUCUGUCCACUGAAGCCUUCCCAGGACACAUUCAGAGGUAGUUUUCCUCAUGCCCCACAAGUAGAGCCUCCCCACUUUCUCUUGUCGGGGCGCUUGUGUCACCGGUUCCAGGGGAAGGCUGCUGGCCGGGCUGUGCCGAUCAGGCCCCUUCAAGGUCCCCCCAGGGACCGCAUCCACCUCCCAGAAUCUGUUUCAGGCCGACACAGGUCUGAAGGUGAGGCAGCAUCUGCAUCCCGAAAGCAGGGUGGCCGCCCUGGACCAGACCUUGCGUUGUCAGAUCUCUGCCAUGUUGCGAUGGGCUGUCCAGGGGUCAGGUGGGGUGGGCAGACGUUCAGAAGGCUGCCGUGCUGAUAGUCCCCAUCCCUUCUCUGGACCGCUCUUUGCUUCUAGAAAUAACUCUUUGAUGUAGCCUUAAUGGUCCACAAAGACAUUUCAGUCAGAUUCAAAGUUUGGAUGUUGAAAUAGAUGCCUUUUUAGGAAAGCAUCACCCAGAAGCUCAACUACAAGCAGGCCCCUUGCCCACUGUGGGGUUCCAGGCCGCUGCUGGGACCGGGGAUGCUGGUGCGUGGACACGGAGUUGUCUUCGGAGUCGCUAGGUGCCAGGCAUUUUUGAAAGUCCAGAUUUCACAGCUUGAUUGUAUCAUGUUUUGCCUAUAAAAUAUUUAUUUGAACUGGGGGAUGAAUUAACUGAGUACACAGAGUAAUUGGGAUGAGUUCAGGUGAAGUAGAAACAGCAUACCAAAGACCAGGAGAAAGGACGAAGAGCGCCGGGGUCUCCGUCCAGUCCGUCCUGCGUCCCCCGCGUCCCCACGUCCUGUGUGUGGUGGCGCCCCGGACGUCCCGUCCGCGCUAGACCCUGCGAACAAUGCUGUGUGUGUUUUUACAGCCGUUUUUAAGAACCUAAUAUGGGUAUACACGUCAUACCUGUAGGGGGACAGAUUCUCUGUAUGUUUAGUUAACAAAUUCUUUGUAAUGUAUUUUUUUAGAAAUCUUAAAAUUGCCUUUGCACUGAAGUAUUUUCAUAGCUGUUUCUAUCUCUUGAUUCAUUUAUUUGUUAACAUACCACGUCUAAUUUUUAAAGUAUUUUUUAAAGCUUUUAUUUUUUAAGUUGACUAACUUUUGGCCACUUUGCAUUUAAAUUCUGGUGGGAGUUCCAGCGGAAUGUCUCCAUAUCCAAUGAAUGUGAAGUCUCAGAUUUGAUUUUGUUCUCCCUGUUUGUGUUUGGUGCUCCCAGCAGCAGUGAUUCACUGAAGGCAUAUUUAGAGCACAAUAUUUUGCUUGCUUGCUCUUCAUAGUUGAUUGCAGAUUUCAUCUGCUUUUUGUGUUUUUUUUUUUUUUAUUUCCAUCCUUCGGCCUUAAAAUAGAAGCUUCUCGAUGGAUGGUUCGGUAUCCUCUCUCCCCUGGGCUGAGACAGUCACUACUUAACCUCUGAGAAUGUGCAUCUCAUUGUGGAAGUCACUAACCCCUUACACGCUCCAGAUGGCUUUCACCAGAUGGUUUGGGAAAUGCCCCGAGACUGCACCCGGUCCCUGGACACGGACAGUGGGCGGGAGGCAGAGCGGAAGAGCCGCUGGGAUGGAUGUGUGCAUAGGACCCGGUGCCACCUCUCAUCUCCACUAGUUCCUGUUUACUUGCCUUAAAAUGACCUUCAAGCAAGUCCUGUCAACUUUAAACAUUUUUCUUAGUUUUGGAAAUCUUGUUCAGGACUGCCCGCGUUAAUGAACUCCCACACUGGCCCCAACUUCUGGUUCCGAACGGCGCACCAUCCAUCCCCUUCAGAGCAGGUCACCAAUAAAGCACAGGUGGUCCUCACCGGGUCCUCGUCUCCUGCUUUCAGCAACAUGUCCACUCAGGGCCACACACGUGCACGUGCACAAGCUCGCACGCACGUGCACACACACACACACAGUGCGCACAGACAUGCUCCCUGGGCUCCAAGCAUCCUGCCUCCUUCCCAAGGGGACCCUGCCAGGAGCUCCAUGAACACAAGGCUCCUUGGACCUCGGGCCCGGGGCGUGCAAGGGGGCUACGGAAUGGACGAUGCUGCAGGGCCGCUGCCUAACAAGCGCCGCCUCCUCAGGGAGGCCUCCCGGCUGACGCCCCCCACGGCUCCGCCCCUAGGACAGGUGGCAGAGAGCAGUGUCUGGACCUCCGAGCUGCGGGGCCUCUGCCUGCACCUGGGAGCCUUGGCUGGCCCUCUGCCACGGGCAGCUGGGGGAAAAGCCAUCCUCCCCUUGGCAACUCCGGUUAGAACCCACAUCAGCCAGUCCCAUGCGUUUGACUCUGUAGGGUGAACACAGACCAGACAGACCCCCAUGGGGGCGGUGGCUGCCCGAGGAAAGGAGGCCCACACGCCCGGCUUCUGCACUGGCGAGUUUAUAGAAUUGUUGUUUGGCCUGGUGAGAUUUUGCAGCUUCAAGUACAGAAAUGCCUCCUACACGCUGUUCUAAUUAGCCUCAAAUUGUUGCACAUCAAGUGUCCCGUGCAGCCUAAAGCGAGUUUUCCAGGCUUUUUCUUUAAAAGCACGAAGUUUGUCCGUGUUGCACUGACUGGUAAUAAUCUAAUGCAACUCCUCCUACUUUACUUUGAAAUCCACAUUAUUCAUGUAACAGCUCUGGGUCAUAUUUCGGUGUGUGGUUUCCUGCCUUCUACAUUUCUUUUGGAAACUUCCCAUUUAAAAACAGGAAAAAUGUCAGUUGGCAAAUGCAUUUUUUUUUUUAAGUUAGAGGGUUAGGUGAAUGGGAGUGAGAAUCAUUCUGAUAUUGUCUAUAAACAAAGCUUUAAUGAUGAUGCGUUGGAAGUAUUAAAGUGUGAUUCUACUUUUGCAGAAAAAAUCUAAAGAUCAGUUUAUAUAGCUUUAUUUUUUAUCUUAUCGAAGUAUACAGAAUUUUAAUAUGCAUAUAUUGUCUCUGACUUAAAAUUAUGAUGUGCAUUGCCAUUUAAAAUGUCCAUUCAUUAUGUAAUGCAAUAAAAGAAUCUUCAAAAUGUAUUUAACAUGAAUGGUAUCUAUAGUUGUCAUCAUCAUAAAUACUGGAAUUUAUUUUUAAUUAUGAAAUAUAGUAGGUGCAGUUAAGAUAAUAAAUCAGUCUCCAGGUAGUAAUGUUUGAUUGAUAAUAAUUCAUUAACCCACUUUAAAAAAUUAAAUUGUGAUUAAACCAAAUCUUACAUUUCUGUAAAGUUUAUUUUGUAUGCUACUGGUUUUAACUUUUAUUUCUGUAGAUAAUAUCGAUGAUAAUUAUAUCAGACUUUUCUGCAGAUUAUUUAAGCAGGAAACUUGAAUCUGCUUGCAAUAAAGAUGAAAGAAAUGUC